GCCCUAAUUCAUGGAUACAUGUGAACAUAUGCUCUUAUCUCACAGGUCCUGGUCUGUAUCUAGGUUUUGGGACUUUGUUAGGAAGUGAACCACCUGUAAUGGAAUUAUAGUAUCCUAUGAAAGGAAAUGUCUCAUUGAGUAAUGAGGCUGAUGGGUUGAUAUUCCAUGCCUGAUGUCUUUGGACACAGUACGAAGUGAAGUAUGCUGAGAUGGUACUAGUUGUGUUGAUCAGUGAGCUGACCAUGAUAUCCACCAGAGUGAUGGAUGUUAAACUACGGGAGACUGCAGAAGGUCUUGGGGAAGAUAGCACAGGAAAGAAGAAAUCCAAAUUCAAAACGUUUAAAAAGUUCUUUGGGAAGAAGAAGAGAAAAGAAUCACCUUCAUCCGCAGGAAGUAGCUCCUGGAAGCAGAGUCAGGCAAAGAGCGAAGUCAUUGCCAUUGAGGCACUGCCAGUAGGCUACGACUCAGAGGAUGAGCUUGAGGAGUCCAGAGGAGCACUGGGCAACCGGGCCCUCUCACACGACAGUAUUUUCUUUCCUGAGUCGGGACAGGACCCUUCUCGGCCAGUGCGUGUGUUUUCCCAGGAAAAUGUAUGUGACCGAAUCAAAGCUCUACAGUUAAAAAUACAGUGUAAUGUGAAAAUUGGGCCACCACCUCCCAUGGGGGGCCUUCCAGUCAAGCGGGGAGACGAUGCUGGCAUGAGUUCUGAGGAUGACGGGCUGCCCAGGAGCCCCCCUGAAAUGUCUCUGCUGCAUGAUGUCAGUUCCAGCACAACUAUAAGGGUCUCUUUAGCUCCCUCAUCUAGGUCGCUAUCCCCAGAACAACUCUUCUUCAGACAGAUGAGCGAAGCCAGUGUCUCUCCCAGGACCUCGGACAGCAGCAUGGCACCUGUGGCUGAUUUUGAUUACCCUCCUGAAUUUUCUUCCUGCUUGGACAAUUCCGCAGCUAAGCACAAGCUCAUGGUCAAGCCUCGCAACCAGCGGUCGAGUAAAAUGCGGCGACUGUCUUCGCGAGCACAAUCCGAAUCCCUGAGUGAUCUGACAUGCACCCCAGAGGAGGAAGAAUGUGAAGAGAAGCCAUUAUCCAAAGUCAGCACAGAAGAGAAGCCCAGUCUUGGACAGCAGGAUGGGGACAGAAGCCCUGAGCUGAGGGUGACAGCCAGCAUACUACAACCUGGGGGGGUCCGAGCCAGACGGGCACGCUUGCAGCACUGUCCAGCACUUAGUGCCAGUGCUGAGGAGGAAAGCACCCCCGGGGUUGACUCCUCUAGCCGCCCAGCCACCCCAGAGAGCCCUGAGCCUCUGUCAGUCCCAGUUCCUUGCUCAGAGUCCCUGUCCCCUCCAGAAGACAGCUCACACCCUCACACAGAGAGCGAGAGCGAAAGCCAGAGAGAAGAGCUGUCCCUGGAAAGCACAAGUGCCCCAGCAGGACACAUAGCUGAUGAGGUGGCCAGUGCUUCUGGGGAUGUGGAGAGUGGGUUAUCUCCCUGCACCCCUGAGGGGGACAUGGCUGCUCCUGAAACUGACCCCACCACCACUUUGGAGACACCUUCAGGUCCAGAUGGGCCAGAGCAAAGUGUUCAGAUGGAGGUGGAGCUGAUACUGGAAGCGCCCAAUCUGCAGGGAUCAGAGAAAGAAUCUACUGAAGCCCCCACUCCAAGCCCUCUGGCCCCUAAGAGCUGUUUGAAACACAAGGCCGAGGUACCAAGAGUGAGCCUCAGUGUGUCUCCCACUCAGCCCGUUGCAGAGGAGUCUAGAGAAGAGCCCAGCCCCUACCCUCUGGACAAAGAGCCCACUCCCUCAGAGCCCCCCAAGGUUGAGCAGGAGGAUGCCCCACAGGGAGAACCUGAGAAGGUAGCCCCAGAGCAGAAAAUUGAGAGAGGGGGCACCGAGCUGCAGAGCGUGAAGAAGUUCUCAGUAUCCUCAGGCCGGGUGUGGUCCCGCACAGGCAAUGCCCACCCACCAGAGCACACAGGGCUCACAGGACUCUCCACUGUCCGGCUGCCCCUUCUGCGGAGCAGCCUGGCCUGGAAGAGUGAGGCAGCACUUGAUCUCCAGGUGCUUCCUGAGUACCCGGACAGAAAGAUGGACACUCAGAAGCCACCUGCCCCAGCUGACUGUGGCUCACAGGACUCAGGGGACAGUUUGGCUGGCUCAACUGGGUCAGACAAGACUCCCCAGGAUGCAGUAACCAUGCCAGGCACAAGAGAGCCCUGCCUAGCCACUCAGGAGUCACCCUUGUGUGAGGACAUACACCCCUUCCCUGUCAAGCUCCGGUCCACUUCUCUCUCUUUCAAACACAGAGAUGCAUCUUCUCCAGAGGCAAAAGCAAUGAAGAGAUACAGUGCUGAGAUCAGAUUAGAAAAAGGAGGGUUGACUUUGCUCUCAAAAGAUGAGAAAGGCUCAAUGGGGAUAGCUUCUGCUUCUCGGGGUGGCAGGUCCCCCAGUGACCAAAGAAAGGGGAAGGGGAAGGCCCGGCCCUCAGAACCACUCAGCUUCAAACCACCCCUGCCCAGAAAGCCACUCCUGCAGACACUCACCCUCCCACACCUUCCUGCACCCCCUGACUUGGAUUCAGGAGAGCUGGAGAAGGUUGUGCCACCCCUGGGCCCCAGGAAGGAGAGUAGGACUGCAGAGAAGAAGGUACCCCAUCGAGGAGCUGAGAAGGGUCAGCCUCCUGUAGCAGUAGGACCUGCAGCCAACAACCAGUCUGCACCGCCCUGGAUCACCAUCACUCGGCAGAAGCAACGAGGGGGCCGGGACCUACUACCUGACCAGGAAGACAAGCCCAGGGCAAGAGCCCUGAAAUCUGAAGCAGGAAAGCCAGCCAAGGUGCCCGAGAAACCCCAGGAGCCCAUGAAGCAAGUUGACUUUGUCCGCAGCAAGUCCUUCUUCAUAACUCCUGUUAAACCUACUGGGGACAGAAAGCAGGGGACAAAACUCCACCUCCAGGAGGGACUGCAAAGAGGAAUAUCAUUGUCUCAUCAGAACUUGGCAGACCAGUCAGCUGUGAUGACAGAAAAAGAAUUGCAUCAACUAAAGAGAGCCAGUUAUGCCAGUACAGAGCAACCUUCCUGGAUGGAACUUGCCAGAAAGAAAUCUCAGGCUUGGAGUGACAUGCCACAAAUUAUAAAAUAAGUUGGCAGUGAACUAAUAAGGAACAUCUAAUAGCUUCGUGGACCACUAAGUUUAAAACUGCCUCUAAAUCAAGGCAAACAAACUAUGAAAUUUAAGAAUGAUUUUAUCCCCAAGUUAUGGGAGAGUGAACUUGGAGGAAGCAGAAGGAGCCAGGCAAGUAAGAAGAACAGAUACACAGCCAUAGUCCUGGAACCAAGGAAAGCUCAAAGUGAGAACACCACUGGAAAGGGCCAGAAACAAGGUCCUGUGCUCAAGAUGUGAGUUUGAGCCUUUUCAGAAUCCCCAUUGAUAAGGAAAGCUCAGACACAGACAGCAAUGACAUGUGGGUGCAUAAAGAGGAUGUAAUUGCAAGACCAGAAGGGAAGACAUUCCAGGGGGAUGUGCGCCUGUGCUUCCACUUGAGAUCAACUCAUGUAUCUGGUUGUCAUCUUGCCUGCAGAGCCUGUCUUCUUUUAUGUUUACUAUUAGGCAUGAUAUUUAUGGUAAAACAAGGAUACCUUUUCCAAGAGCAGCUACAAGACUAUCAUUUUUUCCUGAAGAGAGCCACUCUGAGGAGUAGAAGGAACAUAGCAGGGCUCAUUAAUUCAUAGACCGUUUCCAAAAAUAAUUUUUAAAUUUCCCCACUAGGCAUCUGUGUCCUUAACCAUUGCACAACAAAUUGCCUGUUCAAUAAAAAGUUUCAAAUGCA
Erinaceus europaeus (western European hedgehog) is the source of this 3825-nucleotide messenger RNA. RefSeq names its product CRACD like (gene CRACDL). Bases 210 to 3137 code for a protein of 975 amino acids. The transcript is spliced from 10 exons. NCBI's taxonomy places the organism in Eukaryota, Metazoa, Chordata, Mammalia, Eulipotyphla, Erinaceidae. The record is from RefSeq and is a predicted model, not a curated record.